Cannabis sativa is the source of this 2854-nucleotide messenger RNA. Its product is annotated as glycerophosphodiester phosphodiesterase GDPDL4. Gene Ontology annotation, molecular function: glycerophosphodiester phosphodiesterase activity. The transcript has 9 exons. The record is from RefSeq and is a predicted model, not a curated record. Bases 358 to 2490 code for a protein of 710 amino acids. Lineage: Eukaryota; Viridiplantae; Streptophyta; Magnoliopsida; Rosales; Cannabaceae. Gene Ontology annotation, biological process: lipid metabolic process.
AUAUAAAGUCCAAAUUACGUUGACAGAGAAUGAGGACAUUAUUAUCCCAAAAAUUACGUGGGAAUGAAAACGCAUAUUGCUAUAGUUAGCAUGCUGAAACGUUCUGACUUCAGAGCUCACAACUCCUUAUUUCUCUCUCCUCCUUCCCUUCCUUCUUUCUCUUCUCUCUCAAUUUUGAUCAACACACACAUAUAUCUAUAUUUAUAUGUGAUCAUGAGGCUAUCUCACCUGAAAAAAAAAAUCUCCCACAGUUUACCACAAGCUUCAACGAAAGAGAAAGAGAAAGAGAAAGAGAAAGAGAUUUAUUGGAAAUUGCAGAAGCUCAAGUAGCUCCCUGGCGAGGUCUAUUAUCUGACAAUGUGCAACGCACGCCCUCUACUCUCACUUUGUCUUCUCCUCAGCUUGGUACUAGCUUCGGUCUCUGUUCAGCCUCAGGGUCCAUGGCUAACUCUUAACGGAAAAUCGCCUGUGGUGAUUGCCCAUGGUGGAUUUUCUGGGAUAUUUCCUGAUUCAAGCUAUGCUGCGUACAAGUUCACAUCGGUAGCCACCUCACCCAAUACAGUGUUGUGGUGUGACGUGCAAUUAACCAAAGAUGGUAUUGGAAUUUGCUUUCCAGAUAUCAGGCUAGACAAUGGCACUGAUAUUAAUGAGUUCUCUAGGAAUAAGCCAAAGACGUACCUUGUUAAUGGCAAAUCUAUCACUGGAUGGUUUCCGUUGGAUUACAAAUUCAAACAGCUAUCAAUCUUCUCUGUUCGUCAAGGUGUCUUCAGCCGCACGAAUAAGUUUGAUGGAAAUGCGUUCUCAAUUCUCUCAGUUGACCAGAUGAUUAAAGAAAUCAAACCAAAAAACUUAUGGUUAAAUAUUCAACAUGAUUCGUUCUUUACAAAACACAAUUUAAGUAUGACAAAUUUUGUACUCUCUCUAUCUGAAAGGGCAGUUAUCAAUUAUAUCUCAUCGCCAGAGAUGGCUUUCUUAAACAAUAUCAAGCAAAAAAUCAAUACAACAGUGACAAAGCUAGUCUUUCGGUUUCCAGCACAAAAUGAGGUUGAUCCUUCAUCAAACCGGACAUAUGAUUUUUUCUUGAGAAAUCUUAAAUUAAUUAAAACGUUUGCCUCUGGAAUUAUUGUUCCUAAAAGUUACAUAUGGCCUACCAACACAAAAUCUUAUUUGCUUCCACAUACUUCUCUUGUCUUGGAUGCUCACAAAGAAGGGUUGGAGGUAUAUGCAUCGGAGUUUAUGAAUGAUGUCCCUCUAAGCUAUAAUUAUAGUCAUGAUCCAGUAGCUGAGUACCUGAACUUCUUUGACAAUGGGAAAUUCAGUGUUGAUGGGGUGUUAUCUGAUUUUCCUAUCACUCCAUCAGCGGCCAUAGAAUGCUUUGCUCACCUAGGAAACAACGCUACAAAACAAGCAAAGCCUUUGGUUAUCUCAAAAUGCGGAGCAAGUGGAGACUAUCCUGGUUGUACUGACAAGGCUUAUGCCAAGGCAAUUAAUGAUGGUGUGGAUGUACUUGACUGUCCAGUCCAACUAUCAAAGGAUGGGAUACCAUUUUGUUUAACCUCUAUAAAUCUAUUAAGUAGCACAAAUGUGGCUAAUUCUAGUUUUAGCAAUUUUAAAAUGAGUGUUCCACAGAUCAUUGAGAAUGGCACUGGAAUAUUCUCCUUCAACUUGACAUGGGAUGAUGUUCAAAAGUUAAAACCUGUUUUAUUAAGCCCCUAUUCAUCAUUCACAUUAUACCGGAAUCCAGCGAACAUUAAUGAAGGCCGUUUUGUGUCAUUAUCUGACUUUUUAGCCAUAGCAAAGAAUUCCAGCUCUCUUACUGGCAUCAUGAUUAGCAUAGAGCAUGCACCCUAUCUUGCAGAAGAGCUAAGCUUAAGCGUUACUGAUGCAGUGGGUAGCGCCCUGAGCAAAGCUGGUUUCGACAAACAGACAGCCUUAAAAGUUAUGAUACAGUCUACUCAUAGUUCAGUUCUAAAAGAGUUCCAAGGCAAAAACAAUUAUGAACUCGUGUACAGAAUCGAUGAGCAAAUCCGAAGUUUUGAUGAUCUUUCCUUGAAGGACAUCAAGAAGUUUGCGCACUCAGUGACUGUUGACAAAUCCUCUAUCUACCCAGAUAAUAUGUUAUUUUUGACUGGUGCUACAGAUGUUGUGAAAAAGAUUCACAGCCACAAGCUUCCUGUUUACGUACAAACAUUCAGCAAUGAGUUUGUAUCACAAGCAUGGGAUUUCUUAUCCGAUCCAACUGUGGAAAUAAAUUCUUAUGUCAUGGGAGCUAAAGUUGAUGGUAUAAUCACAGAGUUCCCAAAAACCACUGCUAGAUACAGAAGUAACCGUUGUUUGGGAUUGGGUGACAACACACCACCUUACAUGAGCCCUGUUGAGCCUGGCAGUCUGAUGGAACUUAUUACACCUCCUUAUAUGCCACCAGCUGAGUCUCCAGACCCAGUUCUGGUAUCGGGCGAUGUGGUUGAGCCACCUUUGUCAUCUGUCUAAGCCUUACACCAAUGAAACCAACAUCACACAAUAAUAAUGCGCAGCCUAUGCUCCUUCCUGCUCUCCUCAAACUGGUGUAUAAAUAUAUAUAAUACUUAUAUAUAUUUAUAUGUAUAUGUCUUUGGCAUUGCUUGAUACUCAAUUGUGUUGGAGAUUUUUGCUGCUUCAAUAUAAGGCAAAUCCAUUGUUUUACGGAUCCCUUUCUUCUACUGUGAAUUUCUUGUGUUGAUGUUAUAAUUAUCUUCAUUCUUUUCCAAAUGCUAAUUGUUGAAAAUGUUGAGCGGUAGUGUGACCCUAUAGACUGAGAUAUUGUAAUUUGUUAUUUAUUAUAACAAAAUAAAUAUAAUUUUAUUGUAUAUUUGCC